Molecule: messenger RNA, 2568 nt
Organism: Chondrus crispus (carragheen)
Lineage: Eukaryota; Rhodophyta; Florideophyceae; Gigartinales; Gigartinaceae
Exons: 1
Coding region: 1-2568 (855 amino acids)
Biological process (GO): signal transduction
Cellular component (GO): nucleotide-activated protein kinase complex; nucleus; cytoplasm
Molecular function (GO): protein kinase binding
Source: RefSeq, a predicted model, not a curated record
AUGUCCGACCAUAGUCCCCGCGGCGCGGGCGGUGCCCUCAACCUACGCCACUCCAUCGCCCCGCGUGUCCUGGACAACUCGCUUCCCAUGGCCACCCUCGUCUCUACCUCCCGCUUCUCCGUUCGUGUCGCCCCUCCGCGCCCUACAUCUAACCGCACCCCCGACUCAUCCAUCCUCACCACCUUUGUCUGGCGUGACAAAGGAGUUCGCGUUUCUCUGGCCGGAAGCUUUGACGACUGGCGCAAACACGAGAUGACGUUUGUCCCGGACGUCGGUUAUCACAUCCUCGUCACAGAGCUCCCGCCAGGCGAAUAUGUCUACAGGUUCGUCGUAGAUGGACGCUGGAAAGUCGCAGAGGGCGACCCCAAUCUCCAGGAGGAUGAGUUUGGAGAGAUGUCCCAUUUUAUCCACAUCACCCAUGAAAACGUCGCCACUGCUACGCCCAAGAGGUUUUCCACUGCCGUCGUCGCCCAUGCAGACCCUUCUCUCCAAGCUCGUUCAGAUGCUGUUAUGACCCAGGGCGACAGUGAUACUGAGUCUGAAGGGGAGGGCGAUAUCGAAGAUGAAGUCGAGAAUCGCCCGGAUACCCCACCACUCCCACGGAAAAGAGGCGACGCAGCCUAUAUUGAGGAUUACGACGAUGACCCGUGCGGAGAACUGGACCUCCAGGCAGAUGUCUUCGAGGCCAUGAAGGACGUCGCAGAGACAACUACCGUCAAGGAUGCGCCGCGCUCUCAUACCAAUGCCUCGAACAGCCAGACCAGCUGGACGGAGAGGAAGAACAAGGGGCUCUUUAAAAGAGGGCCUGGAGGAAGAAUGCUUCGAAAGGUUUGGGGCAUGCUCUUUGGAGAUGCUAAAGAAACUAACAAGGACGAGCACCCCGAAGAAGAAAAUUCUCGCCCCGCCCCGCCCACCAAGAAUCAGAAGGCCCAUGGAAUGGCAAAUAAUGAGAAUGCCCUAAGAAAGGGAAUCAAGGUUUGGUUUCCGAGUGAGAAGAAUUUUAUCAAGGGCGUCAAGGGUCGCAAGGUGGAGCCUUCAGAAACCAACGAGGUUAUCGAUGUCGGGCAAAAAGCCCUCAAGUUACAUCAGGUUGAAGACAAUGCGAAUACGAGACAAAUGCUAGGUAAGACCCUUUUCGCCCAAGGCAAAUACGAUGCUGCCUUGGCCCUUUUCUCUCUUUCUGUCAAACUUCGAGAGGACAAUGGGCUCAAGUAUGCAAAAACAACAGCCAUUGCACAUACGGAUGUCGCGAGCGCUUUCAUUCACCUUGAAGAUCUCAAGAAUGCCGAGAAGCAUCUUCGCAUGGCAUUAACCAUUUACGCUAAGAAAACCUUCUCUGGGGGUCGAUCACAGCUCGGUGACGUGCAUUGCUUCCUGGGAGUGAUCGGCGACAUGAAGUCCGACCUCAGAAUUGCAGAGCUGGCCUAUAGGAAGGCUAUUGGAUUGUAUGAGCAAAGCAAGAGCACAGGCGAUAAUCCCAACUACGCCACUGCUAUUGACAACCUGAAUGCAAACCUCCGUCGCCAAAAGGUAAUGAAGAGACAGCCCCAGCCACCGAAAUCCUCCGAAAACAAGCCCGGCGCCAAAACUAGCGCCACGCCUGGUUCGAAUGGCUCUGCAGCAGUCCAACAGCGCCAAAACGGUGUUGCCCCUAUCAAAACUUCUAAUAGUCGUCCUGUACAACGAGCGCAGCCGCAGAAGCCGCCUCCUUCUAAGCGCACUCCUCCCCGCAGACCUUUGGAUCCAUCGAGACCAGCGCCGCGAACUGGCGAAAGCACACGAGGAAUUCUAAAGCCCAUUCAACGAGUCGACAACGAAACAGCCCCUGUGGCUGUAAACCCCACGGCCCCGACUCCGACGCAAGCUACUGCACAGAAGACUGCUUUGAAUAAGAGGCAGAGUAGGCACCCGACGAGUUGGAAGGAUCUCGCCAACACCGCUAGAGCAUCCAUGCCCCAGCAUCCACCACAGGAGAACCUUUCAGACUCAGAGGACGACGAAGAACCGGCUGCAGGAUCGUAUGAGGAAAUGAGCCGGUCCUGGCACAAGGACGCUCGAAAGUUGCUCUACAAGGGACAAUUUAAAGAAGCCAUCGACCUUUACACUCUGGCAAUAUACACCAGAAAGCGUCAUGGGCCGUGGGGUACAAGGGAGAACGCAGAAACGCUCGUUGAGUAUGCAAGGGCGUUGUUCGCUACGAAAGAAUUGGCAGAGUCAGUCACAAUCCUAAGAGAUGCAGUGUCCAUUCUUGAAGCCAUGGAUGUGCAAAAACAUGGCAUGCUUCUCGGCGAGGUUUGGGGUAAUCUAGGAAGCGUCCUAGAUCGCGUAAAUGGACACCACAGUGAGGCCCUUACGGCUCAUUGCGCAGGGAUGGUCGCCUAUGGAAAGAGUGGUAUGUCUACCGACGACGGAAAGUGGAUGAAGGCAUGGAAGGGCCUUUGUGUGAGCUUGAAAAUGAAUGAAGGUUCGACAAGCAAAACUACUGAUGAGCUAUGGCAGUCCAUUGAUCUUCAAAUCAGAGGAGUGACUCCUAUGACAAAGGUCGCUGCCGUGGUUCUCAGAAAGUAG